AUGCGGAGAGCAUCUCCGGCAGCGUCACAGGUGGCUGCCCAUCCGCCCCCGCUCCAUUCAAGUACCUUACCGCGUCGAGCGAGGUGGCGCGCUACCAGCACCCCAGCUUCCGGUCGCUGGAAUUGCUGUUAUCAACCUCACUGUGGUUCAAUGCGUUCGUGCAGGAGCGCGCGCGUUGAACCCUGCUGCCACGGCACCUCCUCCCGUUUUCGAGCCCUUCGGCCGGUGUCAUUCGUGAGCCCUCCUCGUCGUGCGCGCUCGACCCUGCAUCGCGCGCGACAGCAACGACGGCUGCUGCCCUGGAAGAGCCACGCCGCGAAAGCUGUGCUGAUGUUGGCGGCCGCCUAUCCGGCAGGCGGUCCUUCGUGGCAAUUUACCGCAACUUCAAGCGAACACGUGAGGCGACCGCCACGCGCGAGAAGGUGGGCCGAGGUGCCGCGACGUGCGUGCCUGGAGGAAAGCCCUGUGGAGGACGUGUUUCUCUCGGAGUGCCUCCGUUGCACCUUCUCCCUUUCUAUUCGUUAUCUCCCAUCCCCCUCGAUGUCUCUGGUCGACGGUUGUAGCGUUGCGGAGGUGGACGACGGUGAUGACUACGGCGAGGAAGUCGAUCCGCAAGGCAACGGGCUGAGCUCGACGUGCUCCUGCUCCUCGACAACGUCACGGGCCGAGUCGAUCGGCGCCGCUGCGUGGCACCCCACCACAGCCGCCGUUGCCUCUGAGGUGGGCACAAAGUACGCCAUGGUGCGUGAGUGCCAGAUGACGCGGUCUGCUUUUUCAGUGCCUGCUGCUGGUGCUGCCCUCUCUGCUCACCGCAGCGGCCGCCGCCGUGGGGCCGCUGUCAGCGCUUGCCCCCACUGCGCGCGCCGACGAUGCUGCCUCCAUCUAUCCUGA
Molecule: messenger RNA, 891 nt
Organism: Leishmania major strain Friedlin
Lineage: Eukaryota; Euglenozoa; Kinetoplastea; Trypanosomatida; Trypanosomatidae
Exons: 1
Coding region: 1-891 (296 amino acids)
Source: RefSeq, a predicted model, not a curated record